AUGCUUAGCAGUGCGGAAUUUAGAAGGGAGUACAUCUUUCUAACAGAACAAUUGAGAUCUAUUUCAGACUUGAAAGUAGAUUUCCUUAAAAAUGGUGAAGAUAUGUUACAUUUGACCAUUGUAAUAUCAGGCAAAGCUUUUCGGUUUAAUGCCUGCAUACCCACCGAUUAUCCUUCCAGCCCCUCAAAAUGGAUUGCCGAUAGGGCAACCAUUCCAAUUAUUCCACCCCAACGUCCGUUCAUUACAUUUACGGACCAACUUAGGACCGUACUAAUCAAGUGCUAUGAGAACCGCAAGCGUAAAGUACCUGACAGAGUCUACAAUUUAGUGAGAUCUUAUCUUCGAUUUUAUUUCUCCAACUUCCUCAAAAAGGAGAGAAUGAAACAAGAACUUAGAGAUAAAUGGGAUGCCUACAUAGUCGAGCACUUCAACACGUUUCUCUCGAUGGCGGACGAUAAUAUAAAACAAUUGAAUGAACUGACCGGCGAUGAAGGCAAAAGGGCAGACAAGAUGACUUCAUUACUUAAGGCGUGUCAACGAAUUCAAGUGAGAGAGUUGGGUAGAAAGCUGGAUUGGAUGGCUGAAGAUCUCACACAACCCCCUCAUCACCUCGCUCAGGAAAAGGAAAUUAGCUAUGAGCUAUAG
Molecule: messenger RNA, 645 nt
Organism: Rodentolepis nana
Lineage: Eukaryota; Metazoa; Platyhelminthes; Cestoda; Cyclophyllidea; Hymenolepididae
Source: the annotation of a GenBank genome assembly